AUGACCAGUGUUCUUCGUGGAGUGUUUAGAUGCGGAUUCUCUAGAGCAAACAGACUGUCACCAUUAGCGGUGUCCUCAUUUGCCAGAACCACUUCCUUAAGACAAUUUCAAACUUCUCGUAUCAAUUUCGAAGAGAAACAACCAGAAACUUAUGAAGAAGAAAAGGUAAUCAUCGAUCAAAUUAAUGCAGAAUUACCAGCCGCUGAUUUAGAAGCCGCCUCAAGAAUGAGAAAUAUCGGUAUCUCGGCCCAUAUUGAUUCCGGUAAAACCACCUUCACUGAACGUGUUUUGUAUUAUACUGGUAGAAUUAAAGCUAUUCACGAAGUUAGAGGUCGUGAUGCUGUUGGUGCCAAGAUGGAUCAUAUGGAUUUGGAAAGAGAAAAGGGUAUUACUAUUCAAUCUGCUGCUACUUACUGUUCUUGGGAUAAAGAAGAUAAGAGUUAUCAUUUCAAUUUGAUUGAUACUCCAGGACAUAUUGAUUUUACUAUUGAAGUCGAAAGAGCCUUAAGAGUCUUAGAUGGUGCAGUUUUGGUUGUUUGUGCCGUUGCCGGUGUCCAAUCCCAAACUGUUACUGUUGAUAGACAAAUGCGUCGUUAUAAUGUUCCAAGAGUCACUUUUAUUAAUAAGAUGGAUCGUAUGGGUGCUAAUCCAUUUAGAGCAAUUCAACAAAUUAAUGAAAAGUUAAAAACCCCAGCUGCUGCUAUUCAAGUUCCAAUUGGUGCCGAAGACCAAUUGAAAGGUGUUGUAAAUAUUAUUGAUCGUGUCGCAUUAUAUAAUGAAGGACCUCAAGGUGAAACCAUCAGAAAGGGAGAAGUUCCUGAAGAAUUAAAAGAGUUGGUUGAAGAAAAGAGAGCUUUAUUGAUUGAAACUUUAGCUGAUGUCGAUGAAGAAAUUGCCGAUGUUUACUUAGAAGGUGAAGAACCAACUGUUGAACAAAUCAAGGGUGCCAUUAGACGUGCCACUAUCGGAAGAAAAUUCACUCCAGUUUUAAUGGGUUCGGCGUUGGCUAAUAAAGGUGUUCAGCCUGUUUUAGAUGCUGUUGUUGAUUACUUACCACAACCAAACGAAGUCUUAAAUACUGGUUUAGAACUUGCCAAGGAUGGAACUGAAUCUCCAGUUAACUUAAUUCCAUCAUCUAAUGCUCCUUUUGUUGGUUUGGCUUUCAAAUUAGAAGAAGGUCAAUAUGGUCAAUUAACUUAUAUCAGAGUCUACCAAGGUAAAUUAAAGAAAGGUGCCUACAUGACCCACGUUAAGACUGGUAAGAAAGUCAAGGUUGCUAGAUUAGUAAGAAUGCAUUCCAAUGAUAUGGAAGAUGUUGCUGAAGUUGGUGCUGGUGAAAUCUGUGCCACUUUCGGUAUUGACUGUGCCUCUGGUGAUACAUUUGUUGGACAAAAUCUCGAGAAACAAAUUGCCAUGAGUUCUAUGUUUGUUCCAGAAGCUGUUAUUUCAUUAUCUAUUGCUCCAAAAUCCAAGGAUAAUGGUGCUUUCUCUAAGGCUAUGCAAAGAUUCCAAAAGGAAGAUCCAACUUUCAGAGUUAAGUUUGAUGAAGAAUCAAAAGAAACGAUUAUUUCCGGUAUGGGUGAAUUACAUUUAGAAAUUUAUGUUGAAAGAAUCAAGCGUGAAUAUGGUGUUGAAUGUACUACUGGUAAGCCACAAGUUUCUUAUCGUGAAGCCAUCACUACCCCAUCUCAAUUUGAUUACACUCACAAGAAACAAACUGGUGGUUCUGGUCAAUAUGGUAGAGUUAUCGGUGAAAUGACUCCAUUAGAUGGAGAAAACAAAUUCACGGAAGGUGUUGUUGGUGGUAAGAUUCCUGAGAAAUUCUUGACUGCUGUUAGUAGAGGAUUUGAAGAUUGUUUAGAAAAGGGUCCAUUAAUUGGGCACAAGGUUUUAGGUGUUCAUAUGCAUGUCACUGAUGGUCAAACACAUAUGGUUGAUUCUUCUGAAUUGGCAUUCAGAACCGCUUCUCAUGGUGCCUUCAAGCAAGGUUUCUUGAAUGCUAAUCCAGUUAUUUUGGAACCAAUCAUGAAUGUUGAAGUCAGCGCUCCAAAUGAAUUCCAAGGUUCUGUUGUUGGUUUAGUCACCAAAUUGGGUGGAUUUAUUAAUGACACCGUUAACGGUGAUGAUGAAUUCACUAUUAGUGCUGAAUGUAGUUUGAACUCUAUGUUUGGGUUCUCAACUUCCUUAAGAGCUUGUACCCAAGGUAAGGGUGAAUUCACAUUGGAAUUCUCCAAGUAUGCUCAAGCUUCUCAACAAUUACAAAAGCAAUUGAUUGCCGAGUAUCAAAAGGCUAAAAAUGCUAAGAAGUAA
Molecule: messenger RNA, 2310 nt
Organism: Hemisphaericaspora subhashii
Lineage: Eukaryota; Fungi; Ascomycota; Pichiomycetes; Serinales; Debaryomycetaceae
Exons: 1
Coding region: 1-2310 (769 amino acids)
Biological process (GO): mitochondrial translational elongation
Cellular component (GO): mitochondrion
Molecular function (GO): GTPase activity; translation elongation factor activity; GTP binding
Source: RefSeq, a predicted model, not a curated record